Molecule: messenger RNA, 2745 nt
Organism: Tupaia belangeri chinensis (Chinese tree shrew)
Lineage: Eukaryota; Metazoa; Chordata; Mammalia; Scandentia; Tupaiidae
Gene: GRID1
Product: glutamate ionotropic receptor delta type subunit 1
Exons: 18
Coding region: 1-2745 (914 amino acids)
Cellular component (GO): membrane
Molecular function (GO): ligand-gated monoatomic ion channel activity
Source: RefSeq, a predicted model, not a curated record
AUGCGUGUGGACGUCCAGCUCUGCCUCUGCAAGCACGGUCUCUCCAUGGCGCCGACCCCACUCUCCCUGCCCAGGCCAUGGGCCAGCCACACCAUAGCACCUGCCACCUCUUCUGCUCGAAGGCCUUCGCCCACAGGUGGUCUCCACUGCCUGCUGCUACUUCGUCUGAGGGUGGUCCUGCAGCUGUGGGGCCAGGUCAAGAGAGAAGUCUGCCUGCAGGGCCUGGGACCCCCGCCUGGGGACCCUGCAGACCCCACUACUUGUCUGGCCUGCAAACCUGUGAGGGCAGUGAGGUUCCGAUGGACCCUGAGUGACGACAGCACUUGGACUCGGCAGCGGGUGGACGGGUCCCUGCAGGGCCACGGGCUGGCUGGGUGCUGGUGCGGGCCCUGGCACCUCCAGGCCUCGUUUGCUGGGGACGCGUCAGCGAAGGAGGAAGCCCUCGUAACACGUGUGAGGAGCCUAGUGCGCCACGGCCUGCUCUGCUCGGCCGCCGACACCCCUCUGCUGUGUGCGGAUUGCAGCGCCGGGUCCCGUGACAAAGCUGACCCCAGAGACCUCGUGAAGGAUAAGGAAGCUGUAGAGACCAACCUGGCUUCCAAGGACAGCCACUGGGUGUUCGUGAACGAGGAAAUCAGCGACCCGGAGAUCUUGGAUCUGGUCCACAGUGCCCUUGGCAGGAUGACUGUGGUUCGGCAAAUCUUCCCAUCUGCCAAGGACAACCAGAAAUGCAUGAGGAACAACCACCGCAUCUCCUCCCUGCUCUGCGACCCCCAGGAAGGCUAUCUCCAGAUGCUGCAGAUCUCCAACCUCUACCUGUAUGACAGUGUCCUCAUGCUGGCCAACGCCUUCCACAGGAAGCUGGAGGACCGCAAGUGGCACAGCAUGGCGAGUCUCAACUGCAUCCGGAAGUCCACCAAGCCCUGGAACGGGGGGAGGUCCAUGCUGGACACGAUAAAAAAGGGCCACAUCACCGGCCUCACAGGGGUGAUGGAGUUCCGGGAGGACAGCUCGAACCCCUACGUCCAGUUUGAAAUCCUUGGCACGACCUACAGUGAGACCUUCGGCAAAGACAUGCGCAAGCUGGCAACCUGGGACUCGGAGAAGGGCCUGAAUGGCAGCUUGCAGGAGAGGCCCAUGGGCAGCCGUCUGCAGGGACUGACCCUCAAAGUGGUGACUGUCUUGGAGGAGCCUUUUGUGAUGGUGGCUGAGAACAUCCUUGGACAGCCCAAGCGCUACAAAGGGUUUUCCAUAGAUGUCUUGGAUGCACUGGCCAAGUCUCUGGGCUUCAAAUACGAGAUCUAUCAGGCUCCCGACGGCAGGUACGGCCACCAGCUCCACAACACCUCCUGGAACGGGAUGAUCGGGGAGCUCAUCAGCAAGAGAGCGGACCUGGCCAUCUCGGCCAUCACCAUCACUCCGGAGCGGGAGGCGGUCAGGGCGCAGAGCGCCGCCCAGCCGCGCGCGUCCACCUCGGCCACCCUGCACAGCGCCAUCUGGAUCGUCUACGGAGCCUUCGUGCAGCAAGGUGGCGAGUCCUCGGUGAACUCCGUGGCCAUGCGCAUCGUCAUGGGCAGCUGGUGGCUCUUCACACUCAUUGUGUGCUCCUCCUACACGGCCAACCUGGCCGCCUUCCUGACGGUGUCCAGGAUGGACAACCCCAUACGGACGUUCCAGGACCUGUCCAAACAAGUGGAGAUGUCUUACGGCACCGUGCGAGAUUCCGCUGUGUAUGAGUACUUCCGGGCCAAGGGCACCAACCCCCUGGAGCAGGACAGCACGUUUGCUGAGCUCUGGCGGACCAUCAGCAAGAACGGAGGGGCUGACAACUGCGUGUCUGGUCCUUCAGAAGGCAUCAGGAAGGCAAAGAAGGGGAACUACGCCUUCCUGUGGGACGUGGCGGUGGUGGAGUACGCAGCCCUGACGGAUGACGACUGCUCCGUGACUGUCAUCGGCAACAGCAUCAGCAGCAAGGGCUAUGGGAUCGCCCUGCAGCACGGCAGCCCCUACAGGGACCUCUUCUCCCAGAGGAUCCUGGAGCUACAGGACACGGGGGAUCUGGACGUGCUCAAGCAGAAGUGGUGGCCACACACGGGCCGCUGCGACCUCAGCAGCCACGCCAGCGCCCAGGCCGACGGCAGGUCCCUCAAGCUGCACAGCUUCGCCGGGGUCUUCUGCAUCCUGGCCAUCGGCCUGCUCCUCGCCUGUCUGGUAGCCGCCCUGGAACUGUGGUGGAACAGCAACCGGUGCCACCAGGAGACCCCCAAAGAGGACAAGGAAGUGAACCUGGAGCAGGUGCACCGGCGCAUCAACAGCCUCAUGGACGAAGACAUCGCCCACAAGCAGAUCUCCCCAGCAUCCAUCGAGCUGUCAGCCCUGGAGAUGGGGGGCUUGGCCCCGAGCCAGGCCUUGGAGCCGACGCGGGAGUACCAGAACACCCAGCUCUCGGUCAGCACCUUUCUGCCAGAGCAGAGCAGCCACGGCGCCAGCCGGACACUGUCGGCAGGGCCCAGCAGCCUGCCGCUGCCACUGAGCAGCUCGGCCACCAUGCCCUCCAUGCCGUGCAAACAUAGGUCGCCCAACGGGGGGCUGUUCCGGCAGAGCCCCGUGAAGACCCCCAUCCCCAUGUCCUUCCAGCCCGUGCCUGGGGGCGUCCUUCCAGAAGCUCUGGACACCUCCGACCAGCAGAAGUCGGUCUGGCUGGCACUGGCUGGCCUACCGGGUACUGUGCUGUGGGGCAACUGA